UGGUUAAAAGAAAUCCCCUGCGUGAAGUGACGAAUACUCCCGCUUCUCUCUCAAUUUGAUUUUUCGCGCCGCGAGGAAUCUCUCUCGAUUCUGUGCAAAUUCCGGCAGAGGAAGGAGAAAACAAUGCCGGAAUCCAUGGAAGCAACACCGUCUGUACCUCCAAUCCUCGAUCUCCAAGCAGUUCGCUGUCGCAUAAGCGAGCUAGAAGAGUUGCAGAGAUCUUUGGAGGAAGAUGAAGCUUCUUCGACGGAUUCAUUAGGUUCUGAGAAGUUGUUGAAGGAGUGUGCUCUCCAUCUCGAGAGCAGACUGCAGCAAAUUCUGUCAGAAUUCUCUAACGUUGAUAGUUUCUUGGGGAUUGAUGAUCUAGAUGCGUACGUUGAACAUAUGAAAGAGGAACUUGUCAUGGUGGAAGCUGAAAGCAGCAAAAUCUCCAAUGAGAUUGAGGCUAUUAAGAGAAACAACAUAGAAGAUUCUAAUAGAUUGAAGAUGGAUCUCGAAGUAUUAAAAUUGUCAUUAGAUCGUCUUACAUCAGAGGAUCCAGAAAAGGCAACAUUUAAUUGCCGCUCUCCGGAUGGUGAAGAUCAAAUAAACAUGAUAGACAAGCGCGAAUGCAAUGCUUUUGAGGUAUUGCAACUUGAUAGUCAGAUUGAGCAGAACAAAAGAAUUCUAAAAUCUUUACAGGAACUGGAUGAGAUAUUUAAAAGUUUGGAUGUUAUAGAACAGGUUGAGGACACAAUUGGUGGCCUGAAGGUCAUUGACGUUGCUGAAAAUUUCAUUAGAUUGUCACUACGAACACACAUUCCAAACUUGGAAGAUCUAUCAAGUCUACAGAGACUAGAAGGUGUGAUUGAGCCAUCUGAAUUGAAUCACGAGUUGCUAAUAGAAGUUUUGGAGGGGACAAUGGAGUUAAAGAAUGCUGAGAUCUUUCCUGGUGAUGUCCACUUGCACGAUAUCAUCAAUGCUUCAAAGUCAUUCAGCAAUUCUUCGUUGGAAUGGUUUGUGAGAAAAGUACAAGAUAGGAUUGUUUUGUGUACUCUUAGGCGAUUCGUUGUGAAGACUGCAAACAAAUCGAGUCAUUCCUUUGAGUAUUUAGAUGAAGACAAUACGAUAAUAUGUACUAUGAUUGGAGGAAUUGGCGCAGUUAUUAGGGUGUCUCAAGGUUGGCCAUUAUCUGAUUCUCCUUUGAAGCUUAUAUCUCUUAAGAACUCCGACCAUUACACAAAAGGAAUUUCCUUGAGCCUCAUUUGCAAGGUGGAGAAAAUGGCAAACUCCUUGGACGUACGCAUUCGCCACAAUUUAUCAAGCUUUGCAGACGCCAUUGAAAAAAUAUUGAAGGAGCGAAUGCAUUUAGAACUCCACUCGGACGGUGCUCUCUGAUGAUGAUUAAGAACCAAAGUUCUUCAUCAUGCAAUUCAGUCAGAUUUCUACAUUGUAUCUAUUGGAUAUUUCGGAUUGGAACAAAUCGAGAGAUCAUUUUACCAGGUUAGAAAACUAAACACUUCUCUACUUGUACUAGAGCUCAGUAUAAAAGUUGUAGUCUGAUGAUUUUACAUCAUCAUAAUUUUAGCUCGAUUAUUAAUUGCUAAUUUGUUUUUGAUAACUGAAAUGUUGAAAAUCCCACC
This is a messenger RNA of Momordica charantia (bitter melon), 1622 nucleotides long. RefSeq names its product reverse transcriptase-like protein. The record is from RefSeq and is a predicted model, not a curated record. Lineage: Eukaryota; Viridiplantae; Streptophyta; Magnoliopsida; Cucurbitales; Cucurbitaceae.